AAUACUACGCCCGGAGCCCCUCUUCUCCUUCGCCUCUCCCCGCUCCGGGUUUCGACUUCUUUCCCCUCGAAACCCUAGCCAUGGCGGUGAGAGGCUUCCGCGGUGUCAGGGACGACCUCUCGGAGCUCGGACGGCACCUUCUCGACAUAGCCUGCCUUUUCUCUCCCCUCCUUCCCCCUCCCCACCACGAGUCGCCGCCGCCGUCCCCCCGCCCCGCCUCUUCGCCCUCGACCCCGCCGGCGCGCGCCUCCGCCAGGGCCCUCGCGGGGAUCCUCAGCGACCUCGCCGAGAUCGGAGGCGGGUUCCGCAGCGGCAUCACUCGACUCUCGGGUGCACUGCGUGGCCCUGCGGAUCGAGACAGGGAAUCGGGAGAUCGCGCGGGAAAGUCUCGGGAAAUCGGGGUCUCGGAGGAGGUUCUUGAAUACGUGGAGGAUCUCGUCAAGUAUCCCGAUUCCUGGCUGGAGUUCCCGGUGCAUUUAGAUGAAGAGUUUCAUAUGUCUCGUACUCAAAAAGAGCACAUUACAACAGUUGAACGUAUCAACCCUAAUUUACAAUCUCUUCGACUUAGACUUUGCCCCGCCCAUUUAAGUGAGGAUUCUUUCUGGAGGAUAUACUUUGCAUUGUUGCAUCCUAAACUGAACAAGCAUGAUUCUGAAUUGCUAUCUACUUAUCAGAUUGUGGACUCGAUGCGUGUAGCAGCAAAGGAAAUGAGCAGUAGACAGUCUAACAACAUUGAUUCACAGAGCUUAGCUUCAUUGGCUAGCGAAAAAUGUGGUAGCAUCCAACAGGAGCAUAACAAUGGAUGGCAAGAUGCACUGAUGGUGAAGACACGAUCGCAACAAAGCAUCGAUCAGUGGUCUGAAGUGUCUGGUGCAGCCUACGCUUCUUCCGAUGCAACAAUGAGACUUAGACCUGAUGACAUGUCAUCAAGGGGUAAUGUCGAUGAGGGUAAUGUUUUGGUGAUGGAGAAGUACAUGGAUUCUCUCUUGACAGCAGAGCAGUUAUUUCAUUUGCCUUAUUCCUUGAGGAGGAAGCAUGCCUCAGCAAGUGAGGAAAACUUGGCAAUGUAUCGGAAGGUGUCGAAAUUGAAGAUGUCCUCCGAUGAGGAAUCUAGUGAUUGGCAACCCGUGGAGGACUCAGACUUUGAGGUCUUAGAGAAAUCAUCGGCCGAGAGGAGCCCCGUGCAUCUCUACCGCCCCACAUAAGUUUCUUUAUUUUGACUCAUUGUAAACAAACACGAUCAAGUUCUUCAUAUUGCUAAGAUGAUCAACGGCCAAGUUGUCAUAAAGUUCAUACUCUGGAAGCAAAUUUUAUCAUCCUUGUAUAUUUCUGUAAUUAUUUAUCCUUAUAUCAGAUUGAAAUCUGAUAUCGACUUUCUCAA
Messenger RNA from Zingiber officinale, 1381 nucleotides. RefSeq lists its product as uncharacterized. The record is from RefSeq and is a predicted model, not a curated record. Bases 81 to 1205 code for a protein of 374 amino acids. The transcript is spliced from 3 exons. NCBI's taxonomy places the organism in Eukaryota, Viridiplantae, Streptophyta, Magnoliopsida, Zingiberales, Zingiberaceae.